Messenger RNA from Saprolegnia parasitica CBS 223.65, 633 nucleotides. RefSeq lists its product as hypothetical. The record is from RefSeq and is a predicted model, not a curated record. NCBI's taxonomy places the organism in Eukaryota, Oomycota, Saprolegniomycetes, Saprolegniales, Saprolegniaceae. The transcript has 3 exons. The coding region runs from base 1 to 522 and encodes 173 amino acids.
AUGCGCGCCUUUGAUGCCAGUCUCCACACGCAGGCCGUGUGCAGCUACACCGCUGACGCGUUCACAUCGAGGCUCAACAAAGAUGCUGACGCCUUUGCAUCGACGCUCAACCACCUUUCAUGGGCCAACUAUACGCGGCCGUCGACUGUGGCCAACCUCAACGCGACGCGUUCGACGUCGGAGAACGCGGCCCGGUGCACCAGCUACUGCAACGACUGGGCAGGCAUCCGAGCGUGCCCGUCUAUGUGCCAGUCCACUGCGACGAUGUUCAAUGGCAAGGCCGUGUGUGCUGCCGGGUUUGCCUGUGCAUCGGCAUCGUUUGGCUGCGUCUCGUACAGCGUCUACCAUGCAUCGACGACGGCGGUACCCAUGACAACAACGUCCUCCACCAGCGUCAAUAUUGGCGUGGCUGUCGGCUGCAGCAUCGGCGCUGCUGUCGGCGCCGCGGCCAUCGGUCUCUUCUGCUACAAGAAGCGCCUUUCGUCAACGCACCACGACCACUACGACGCGCUCGCGACGUAGCUGAAGUGCUGCGAGGAGGCACUAUGUAGUAGGUGUUGAUGAAGCCGGAACGCGAUCAACCAUUGGUGAUCCUUGCACGCAUCUUACGCGUUGUCGCUUUUGGCGCCAUGG